AUGGCGUCCUCGACACUACUCCGCCUCCCAUGUCGUCUUGUCCAACUCCAAACACCUGCUCGGCCACAUGCCUCAGCAUUGCAGCAUGCCCAGAGACAAGUCUUCCGACCGUUCUCGACCCAUCCCAUCCUAUCGCUCGCCAGCUCCCAAGACCCUGAACGCAACCCGCAUCCGCAACGAGAUGCACAACAAGACCGCGACAAGCUGGACCCACAGGCGAACGAGUACGCAAAGUCCGGAUCAGAUGAUACUGCAGCCAAGCAGGACGAGGCGGCCUUUGAUCCGAAUAUCACGGAUCCCCAGGAGGCCAAGAAAAAGGCUGGCGAGGGGAAUCAGGUCAAUCCGCUAGAUGCAAGUCCCGCGAAUCCGGACAUUAGCCAGGGCACGGCGGAGGAAGAGGGCGGUGUGGCAAAGAAGAAAAAGUAG
Molecule: messenger RNA, 426 nt
Organism: Exophiala aquamarina CBS 119918
Lineage: Eukaryota; Fungi; Ascomycota; Eurotiomycetes; Chaetothyriales; Herpotrichiellaceae
Exons: 1
Coding region: 1-426 (141 amino acids)
Source: RefSeq, a predicted model, not a curated record